AUGUGGUUGAAGUUGAAUUACCAUUUUGUUUUACCUGUCAUAGAUCAUGAAAACGAAGAGGGUCAAUGUUCAUCUGCUCCUAACCCUAUUGUCAACAUUGAUGGUGAUGGUGAAGAAACAGCAAGAAAAGAAACUUUGUCGACGAAGGAGUUUCGAACUGGCGGCCUUGACAUUGACAUAAAUCUUCCGCAUCCUGCUGAAAUGGAAGAUGAUGAGAUUGCAGAUGUGGAUAUCAAUGACGAUGAAUCCUACAAAGGUCUUAACGCGGCAGAAGCACUUAGAGCUCAAGUAAACGCUGAAGCGAGGGAGGAAGAGCGGAAGAGGUCGAGUUUGAGCAGUGGUAGAGAAAGCGAGAGCAGUGAAACCGGAGCUGAGAGUAGUAGCAGCAGCAGCGGAAGUAGUAGCAGCAGCAGCGAGAGCAGAUAG
This is a messenger RNA of Microthlaspi erraticum, 426 nucleotides long. Lineage: Eukaryota; Viridiplantae; Streptophyta; Magnoliopsida; Brassicales; Brassicaceae. The record is from the annotation of a GenBank genome assembly.